UUAGUUGCGGCGUUCGCACAUUAAAUCUAUUGAAUGCUUUUAGCGUAUCUUGUGUCGUGUGUGUCUAUGUGUCGUAUUGUCAUCGGUGUUUUCUGUGUUCAAAUAUUCGCAAUCGUUUGCUAAACACAUAUCAAGUUAGCCGUCAUAUUCCAUCAACGAAUCCAGAGUAAUUGUUGUCAUCUUUAAAAUAGAAAUGUCGUACAAUCGUAGAAGUGGUGGUGGCUAUGGAGGAAACAGUGGUAACUUCGGUAGUGGCUAUGGUCAAGGCAAUAAUAGUUAUGGAGGCAGCAAUAAUUAUGGUGGAAACAAUAACUACAAUGGAGGAGGAGGAGGAGGAGGAGCCAGUGGUCGAUACAGCAACUAUAAUACCUACAAUAGAAAUCCUAAAAUGAGCCCAUGGGAAUCGGGAGUUUCUCCUGGUGGAAAUAUGAUGCCUAAUGUUCAUCCUACUCAAAUGGCAAUAGCUAGUGAUUUGUUAUCGAAAAUUUUUGCUAAUGAUCAUCAGAGUGGAUAUGGAAAUAGUCAAAGUUGGAAUCAAAGUCCAGGAAUGAUGAGAAGACAAGAUUCUUAUAAGAACCAAAACCGGCGCAGGCCUGAUAAUCGCAAUCGUAGACCUCCUCCAAAAAAGGACGAUAAGAAAAAGGAUUCUAAACCUGAAGCGGAUAAAAAUGAUAAGAGUGGUGAAAAUGUUGAAGGAACCAAAAAAGAUUCGACUGAAAAGGAACAUGUUGAUUAUGAUGGUAUACCGACUGCUGUUUUGUUUUGUCAUGUUUGUCAAAAGCAUAUGUGGGAUGGUGCUUCUUUUGAAAAACAUGUUCGUGGUCGUCCUCAUGAGUUAAUGAUGACUUAUUUGGAUGAAGGCUACAAAAUGCAAGUUGAACUCAUGCGCCAUCAAAUUAAGGCGGCUGAAAAUCAGCGAGAAAUUGAUUUGGAACGAAUGCAAGCUCAGAACAAAGGCAAAGCAAAGCCUUUGUUCCGCAAUUACUGCCCUAUGUGCAAUAUAAAUUUCUAUGGUCCUUUGACUGGCCAUCGUAAAAGUGACCGGCAUCGUAAAUUAAAACAAUUCUUACAUCCAGAAUGUAAAAUGUGUGAUACAUUAUUCCAUACGCGUUUGGAAUGGGAUGACCAUAAAUUAUCUGCUGACCAUUUGCGUAAGGUAGGUGAACAACGACGCCAACACAAUCCCGAUCUGAAAGACGAUGAAUUUGAAUUACUUGACGUAAUUCAAAUUGAAGAUGAUGAGCAGGCUGAAGAAAUUCCAGUAGCCUCUAAAACCGAUAUGAUUGAUGAUCAAGAAAUAAAAGAAGAAAAUGAUGAUGAACCAAGUGAAAAAAAUAACAUGUCCACUGAUAAUGUUGAAGCUGAAGCUGUUGAUGGCGAGAAUGAUAAGGAAAAAGAAGAUGACACUAAUGAAAAUGCUAAGGAUGAUGAAUUGGAAAAUAAAAAAGAAAAAGAUGAAAAAUAUAAUCCAGCAAAUGUUGUUGGUCGCGAACUAGUGGUGAAAACCGGAGGAUUUGUUUGCCGUAUUUGUUCUGUAUUUAUGAAAGACGAUGAAGAAGCCAAUUUACAUUGUCAAACAGCAUCACAUUAUAUUAACUUUACUACAAUUACAAAACUGCAUGCUAAAAUUAAUAACCGAAAACGCAAAAUGAAAGAUGACAACAAAAAGGAAACUGAAAAUGGAGAUGCACAAGCUGAAGCUGAAAUUGAAAAUGAACACGUUGAUAAACGACCACGUUUAGAGGAAAAUGGAGAUGACAAAACUAUCACUGAACAGAAUGGCACUGAUGAAGUAGACGAUGAUGUUGUGGAGAUUAAAAGUUCGGUGCCUGUGGUUGAAGUUCUAGAUGAUGAUACCAAUAAUGAUGUUACCAAUAAUGAUAAUACUGCUGUUGAACAGGCAGCUACAGAACCAGAAGCACAGCCUGAAACUGAACCCGAGCCAGUAAAAGAAGCCGAACCAGCCCCUUCACCGGUUAAGACAACACCAACGCGUGGUGGACGAGGAGGACGUGGGCGUGGUGUUGCCAGGCGAGGACGUUCCAGCCGCUGAAUAAUCUACUUAGUAGUUAUGAAUGAAUAAAUAAGUCUCAAAUAAUAUACUAAUUAUAUUACCUCAACUGACUUUCCCUCUAUUUUAUUCAUUCAUAAAUAUUUGUAUUUAAAAUACUGUUUAAGUUGACCAUCAUAUUUAACAUUAUUUUUGACUUAUUUACAUUAACUUCAUUAAAAAAAAAAAAAUGCUAACAGUGUUUACAAGAAGCUUUCAUUUUGUAUAAAUAAAAUGUAAGAUUUUGUCUUAAACUUAUUGUUAGCCAACUAAUUAUACAAUUCUAGUUGACGAUUAGAAUAUUUUUUUUUAUUUGUGUAUUGUAGUUAUAUUUUUAAUAUUUCAUAACUAAACAUUUAUGUUUUAUUUAUCUUAAUUGGCGUUAUUUUGGUUUUUUUUUUUUUGUAAGAAAUAUACUUUGUGUGUAGUGUAUUAGGUAAAUUAAUAACUACGGUUACAGUAUAUAUUAGUUCAUAAUAGUUAUAUAACAAAUACUUAGUAUUAUAGCAUCAUAGAAACAAA
This is a messenger RNA of Adelges cooleyi (spruce gall adelgid), 2572 nucleotides long. RefSeq names its product zinc finger protein on ecdysone puffs-like. The transcript is spliced from 9 exons. Gene Ontology annotation, cellular component: nucleus. The record is from RefSeq and is a predicted model, not a curated record. The coding region runs from base 194 to 2053 and encodes 619 amino acids. Lineage: Eukaryota; Metazoa; Arthropoda; Insecta; Hemiptera; Adelgidae. Gene Ontology annotation, molecular function: nucleic acid binding; zinc ion binding.